Phanerochaete carnosa HHB-10118-sp is the source of this 642-nucleotide messenger RNA. RefSeq lists its product as uncharacterized. The record is from RefSeq and is a predicted model, not a curated record. The transcript has a single exon. The coding region runs from base 186 to 545 and encodes 119 amino acids. NCBI's taxonomy places the organism in Eukaryota, Fungi, Basidiomycota, Agaricomycetes, Polyporales, Phanerochaetaceae.
AUUGGUCGAUGGCUAACCCCACAUUAACAGAGGGUCCUCCUAAACAGAGUCACACUGAGAAGCGGCCAGAUGAGCAUCUACCACCUCCAACUGGUCGGGAUAGACCACCACGAGGUGUCAACCAGGCCGUCCCUGCAGGUAAGUGACCUCGCGCAGCGCAUAAACUGAAAGGUGCUGAUAACGGCAUGGCAGAGCAAGGUGGUCCAACAGAACGUCUCACUACUGUGGGAAGCCGAGCGGCGCUCGCCCCGCAGCUCCAAAGCUCGCAGCCACAACCCUUAGCUCCCGCGCCCGACUCGCGGACGAUUGUCGAUAACGAUCCAUUCGAUGACCCUCCCACCGCUGCAGAGACUAUGACCGGUGCAACAUCCCAGGACCUCUACAGCGGCAUCGGAAAGCCUAUGAUGGGUCAGUCGAGCGCUGAGAUUCACCAUGACGGCCACCAGCACCGCAAGCGGGCAAUGCAGGGUCACGACCAGUACGGCACUUCAGCUAACCUGAUGAACAGGGAUGGCGUUGACCUGUCAGGCUGGAGGGAAGAGUAGAACGUUGGCCGGUACCACACGAAAUCGCAUAAAAUCUCUAGCGAUGUAUUUGUAUUAAAGUUCAAGUGAAUGACAGUUAUCAGCAUUUGCGACGACC